GAUGAGCCGUCAGUGAGAAACGUGGCGUGUGACUUGUGAGUCGUGGCGGCCGUGGCUCGUCGUAGAGAGGAAAGGAAGAGAGGCUCCACAAUAGGGCCUGCCACUGCCAGUGUCGCCAGUGAUCGACCGUCUCCUCGCUUAACAAUAGACCACGAUUGACUACGGUCUGCAUACUACACUUGGACAGCUUGGACUACACCUGUGCUUGAACCAGUCCAAACGAAGCGAACUGCGAAGCGAAGCGAAACGAAACGAAACGAAACGGAACGAGUGAAGAAGAGAGAGUAGUGGGCUGAUCGGGAGGGGAAGGAGAGCACUACCCCCUUCUCUCCUCCUUCCACGAGGAAUUACCAAAAGGCAAAAUGGUGGCGCGGUACAACGCAGACGGGUGAUGUGUAGGCAGAUAUCGGCUCGCAUCGCGUUCGUAUCAGGGAGGUGCGAGAUACGCGAGUGUGACCUGCGUGAGCACGCUAGGUCGACGGCAGCAUGGGCGACCCGAAGAGUCAGCACGGCACGCAAGAGAUGAAAGGCUGGCUUUUCAAAUGGACCAACUACCUGAAAGGUUACCAACGAAGAUGGUUCGUCCUGUCAAACGGCCUCCUGUCGUACUACAGGGCUGAACCAACAGGGGGGCCAAAGAUAUCAUCGCGACGCAAGCGGAGAGCUGGCAGAGCCUCCGAAAAUCCCGCGGAGAUGUCUCACACUUGCCGCGGCACCAUUUCCUUACACGGGGCCUUAAUACACACGGUGGACGCCUGCACCUUCGUCGUGAGCAACGGCGGCACGCAGACCUUCCACAUCAAGGCGUCAACCGAGGUGGAGCGGCAGCAAUGGGUCACGGCUCUCGAGCUGGCAAAAGCCAAGGCUAUCCAAGCGAUGGAAUCUGCUUUAGUACUUCGGCGACGUUAUGCGGCGAAAUCUCUUUUAGAAGAAGAGGAGGAGGAGUAUCAAGAUAACGACAAUCAAAACGUAGAAACUGCGUCUGUGAUUAAGGAUCUAACGCGACGACUGGAUGAUCUACAAGCGUGCAAUGACUUGAUGCUUAAGCAGGGAUCUGGGCUCCAACGAGCUUUAUCCGAUUUGGAAAUGAUAGAGCCUCCGUCCCCCGAAUUAGCAGCGAAAUUCAAGAUCGUCAGCGAACGAGCCACACUUUUCCGGAUUGCGGCGAAUGCUAUGAUUAGUACGAGCAGCGAUUACUUGCAACUAGCCCAACAACAAGAGCCUAAGUGGAAAAAGAUGCUGCAGCACGAGCGUGAUCAGAAAGUACGAAUAGAGAAAAUGGUCGAGCAGUUAGCUAGACAACAUUCCCACCUGGAGGAAGCCGCGCAACAUGCGAUUCCUUCAGCGACGCCUGCGGGAGGACACAGACCUUCACAUCCCGCAAUUACAACGUCACCGUCGGAGGAUGAAGAGGAUAACGCCGAAUUUUACGACGCCCAAGAAUCGGACACUUUCGCACUAACUAUACCCAUUGCCACGAGCAAUUCCAUUUCCCAUGCGAGAGAUCGCACCGAUUCCCAAGGUAGCGACGAUGGCUCCAGUUCAGAGGGAGAUCCAACGCCCUUGCCUGUCUCCGAUUCCACUGGAGCCGAUUCCUUCCUCAUUGUGACCGAUUCCACUGCUGCGCAGACUCUCUCGGCUGUUAGAAUCACCAACGAUCUGGAUAUUACAAGCUGGCGAUCCAAUAAUGACAGCAGCAGCACCGGGAUGACCACCAUUUCAAAACGGAAACGAAGGACCAGGGUACCUGACAAACCAAACUAUCCCUUGAACCUAUGGAGUAUAAUGAAAAACUGCAUUGGCAAAGACUUGUCCAAAAUUCCUAUGCCGGUCAACUUUUCUGAACCGCUCAGUAUGCUUCAACGAUUAACGGAAGACUAUGAAUACGCGGAUAUUCUUGACAGGGCUGCGGAAUGUACGGAUAGUUACGAACAGAUGGCUUUUGUAGCCGCGUUCACUGUGUCUAGUUACGCUACAACCGCCGCUAGAACGGGGAAGCCUUUCAAUCCCCUUUUGGGUGAAACUUACGAAUGCGAUCGUACGGAUGAUCUUGGAUGGCGCGCGAUUUCAGAGCAAGUGUCUCAUCACCCGCCUAUGCUAGCUCAACAUUGCGAAGGAAAGAAAUGGCGAUGUUGGCAAGAGUUUACAAUGGCUUCUAAAUUUCGUGGAAAAUAUCUGCAGGUGAUUCCUUUGGGUACUGCUCAUUUAGAAUUUAAUAGUGGCCAGCAUCAUUACACAUGGCGAAAAGUCACUACUACAGUACAUAAUAUUAUAGUCGGGAGAUUGUGGGUCGAUCAGAGUGGCGAUAUGGAUAUUGUAAAUCAUAAGGAAGGUAUCAAGUGCCAUUUGAAGUACAUACCGUACUCGUACUUCUCGCGAGAUAGUCAGCGCAAGGUAAAGGGCGUAGUCAUGAAUUCCAACAAAGAAGUCAAGUGGGUAGUGCAGGGUACGUGGGAUUCAAAGAUCGAAAUAGCGCCGGUAAUCAGCACGUCUGGCACACCCGAUAAUCCAGUUUAUAAAACAGGUCCUUAUAUAUUAGCUUGGAAACGACGUAUGCCUACCGAAGACUCUGAGAAAUAUUAUACAUUCACGGAACUAGCGUGUCAAUUGAACGAACCAGAAGAAGGUAUAGCUCCAACGGAUUCUCGAUUGAGGCCUGAUCAGCGAUUAAUGGAGGAUGGACGGUGGGACGAAGCCAAUGCAGAAAAAUUGCGUUUAGAGGAAAAACAAAGAGCUACUAGACGAGCUCGCGAGCACGACUCCGAAAAGGCUACUGCACAAGGAUUAUCUUAUGAGACGUACGAUCCUCUAUGGUUUAGAAAGAAGCAGGAUCCGUACACGGACAGCCGUUGUUUUGUUUAUAAUGGCGAAUAUUGGGAUCAUAAAAGCAGAGGUGACUGGUCACGAUGUCCAAACAUAUUUUAGUUCGUUAUGUAGAUAGAUUCGAUUGCAAUGACUCUGUCACAUACAUGCAGUGCGUGAAGAAGUUUUGGAUCGUUUAAAAGUGACGAUAGCCGAAAUUAAAAGUCGCGACCGCUCGUGGUCGAGAUUUAAAUGCUUAUGAAAUAUAACGUUGACGUGAUAAUGGGGUUGUUACGGGAUGUGAUUUAGCAAUUAAUUCUUCCAAUGAAGUGGACGAAACUUGUUGGCAACUCUGACAUGUACAAUAUGCAAUUUGUACUUGCAUGUCAUCGCAUUCGCUAUUCUUUUCUACCUCUCUCCCUUUCUUUCGUUUCCCUUUUUCCUCCCUGUCUUUCUUUUUGUCUCUAUUUUCGAAGCUAAUAUCUAAUACCCUCAACACGCAUGAUAUUUUGUUAAUAUGCACUUGCGUGCUAUU
Trachymyrmex cornetzi is the source of this 3337-nucleotide messenger RNA. It is a transcript of the gene Osbp, whose product is annotated as oxysterol binding protein. Lineage: Eukaryota; Metazoa; Arthropoda; Insecta; Hymenoptera; Formicidae. The record is from RefSeq and is a predicted model, not a curated record. The transcript is spliced from 11 exons. Gene Ontology annotation, cellular component: perinuclear endoplasmic reticulum; plasma membrane; cytosol. The coding region runs from base 487 to 2925 and encodes 812 amino acids. Gene Ontology annotation, molecular function: sterol binding.